GAACGCCGAGCGGGCCACUCGCUCGCGCACAAGUUCGACGGUUCGUGCCGGCGCAGGAUUACGGUCUCCCUCUCCCCCCGCGACGACGUCCGUGGACGCGAUGAAGAGGAGCCACGACUUCAGCUCGUCCGACAGCGAUCUGGACGAAGCCGUCGAGGUGGAGAAGCAGAGCGGCGACGAGGGCGGGAAUGCUCGCUCGCCUCCGAGCGCUUCCACUCAGGUGCAGGCGAGGAAGAGGCGGCGAGGCAUCAUUGAGAAACGACGUCGCGACAGGAUCAACAACAGCCUGAGUGAACUCCGCAGGCUGGUGCCGAGCGCCCUUGAGAAGCAGGGCUCGGCCAAGUUGGAGAAAGCUGAGAUUCUGCAGAUGACGGUGGACCACCUGAAGAUGCUCCACGCCGCGGGGGGCAAAGGUUUUUUCGACGCCCACGCCCUGGCCAUGGACUACCGCGGCCUCGGGUUCCGGGAGUGCUUGGCCGAAACGGCUCGGUACCUCAGCGUCAUCGAAGGUCUGGACAACGCCGACCCCCUGAGGAUCCGGCUGGUGUCGCACCUGAACAACUUCGCCAGCCAGCGCGAGGCCAACCCGGGGCUCGGUCACCUGGCGGCGUGGAGUUCCGCCUUCGCCUCGCCGGCCCCCCGCCUGCCCCACCCGCUCCUCGUGGCCGGGUUGACCCGCGGCGGCUGCAGCAGCCCCCCGUCGUCGGCCUCUCCCGUUUCGCCGUCGCCGUCCGCCGAGACUCACCCCCAAGGGAGGCGAGGCGGAAGCGCCACCCCCCACGCCGAACAGUUGCCCCCCAGCGUGCGCGGUCCCCCCGUCCCCGCGGGUGCCGUCCUGCGCCCCGCUCUGGUCCCUUCGUCUACAAAUAAGCACCUCCUCUCGGCGUUCCCGUUCCCCUUCGGGGGCUUCCCGCUCAUCUCCCCCGUCGCGGCUGCCGCCCUCACCUCCCCGGCCCAGAAGGUGCCCACGGUGGGCAAACCGUACAGACCCUGGGGGAUGGAGAUUGGCGCUUUUUGACUGCCGCGGAAGGACUUUCCCUGAGCUGGACUCUUUAAGACUUGCCUCUGUAUUGUUUAUCUCUUUUUCCGCACUGGCCGGCACCCAACCCCCCCCCCCCCCCGGUCCCCCUUUAGCCACCGCCCGUCACCUUCACAAUUUUUUUCUCUACCUACGACUUGUUCCUUCUUCCACCUUUAACUGACCCCCCAAAAAAGACUCACAAUGAGCUGGACUCUUCAAGACUUUCUCCAUUAAGGGCCUUCCAUCUGGUUCUGGUGUUGUCUAGAAGGGGCGCAUGAGGAGAGGUGCGCUCCAAGAGUGAUCUACGUACUGCAUAGAUUGAUCUCCUUGCCUGCCUGCCCCCACUUUUCUUCUUCUUCUUCUUCUUCUAAAGAAGUGUCUCCAUCACUCGCGGGCCAAUCAGGAAUGACUUUUCCAGAUGGUCAAGCGGUCGUCCGUCAAGUUCCCAAGCGGGAAUCUUGCCGUAAACCACCCCCCCCACCCCCGGUCCCUUUGUUUUGCCUCGAAACCACCCCAAUGUUGGUGGGGUCAGGGUACCCCCCCCCCCCGCUUCUUUAGACACCAGUUUAUGGGCUCGAAUAAGCCAAACGAGGUUUUGUUUGACGGGAGACACAAGUAGCAAACAUGGGGUGCGCACCCCCCCCCCCCGCCCCCGCCCCCGUCUUCCUACAGUCAAUUCAGAUCUGUUUGUUGUCCUCCUUCCUGUUUGGACUCUAACUUCACCCACUCCAUAUUGCGACUUUGUAUAUUUCACAGCAAUGUUUUCACCGCGCACCCCCUCCCCCAACCCGGCCCCCGCCCUUGUCACACCGUGCACCCCCCGUUCAACAUCCCGACAGCGGUGGUGCACCCCUUCCUCCUCACCUUUUUAAAAAUGUCACCACACCAGAUCAGCACCACUUUUCCGGGGGUGCGCGCACCACCGUUUUAAAGUUGUUGUUGCUGUUGUUCCCAUGACAACCACGUGAAAUAAUAAAAGCUCUGAUUAACGACCUGCAGCCUCAUC
This is a messenger RNA of Syngnathoides biaculeatus (alligator pipefish), 2027 nucleotides long. RefSeq names its product hes-related family bHLH transcription factor with YRPW motif 1 (gene hey1). Gene Ontology annotation, cellular component: nucleus. Gene Ontology annotation, molecular function: RNA polymerase II cis-regulatory region sequence-specific DNA binding; DNA-binding transcription factor activity, RNA polymerase II-specific; protein dimerization activity. The transcript is spliced from 5 exons. Gene Ontology annotation, biological process: regulation of transcription by RNA polymerase II; regulation of neurogenesis; anterior/posterior pattern specification. The record is from RefSeq and is a predicted model, not a curated record. NCBI's taxonomy places the organism in Eukaryota, Metazoa, Chordata, Actinopteri, Syngnathiformes, Syngnathidae. Bases 101 to 1018 code for a protein of 305 amino acids.